UGCGGAGAAUCGAAACUUAGCCACGGCUCAUGGCAUAAAAGAGGCGGCCCGCCCUCCGCCCCGGCCGGCCAGUAGCUGUUCCCGGGAGCUCCUCCCGCUGGUGUCGCCUCCUGCCCAGAGAAAUGUAUGUUUCCUAAAAGGAGUUUUGAAGACUAACAGCAGAUCUAAUAAGCAUAUGUAAGUUGAAGACAGUGUCAGGAAUCAGAAUAAAGCUAUCAUGGCUUCUGCAGGGACUGAUUUCAGUGAUGAUUUCAGUGACGAUGACGGUGAUGUCACAGACUAUUGCCUUGAAAAAAAAUCUGUGUCUUUUGAACAUCAAGUAGAAAAUAAAGGUGGCUUCAGUGACUUUUCAAAUGUGUUUUUCUGGGAAAAGGAGAUACAGCAGAUAUCAAGGGCCAGCGAUGACAGCAGACAUGACAGCUAUGAUUUCAGAAAUCCAGAACUAAACAAACAUAGGGGAAUGAUGGAGAAGAUAUCUGACUUAAUUUUGAAUGACAUACCAAGAGCUGAGUAUGUCAGCUUACUCAAUGAUUAUGUUGAGUCUGAGUUUUUUUUGAUUGACGGAGAUUCAUUGUUCAUCACUUGCAUAAGUGAACAGACAUUACUGCCAGGACAGAACCUGCACUUCUUUUACCUGGUAGAACGCUUUCUAAAGGAUUUAACAUCAAAAGGAGCAAAAUAUGUUAUUGUUUUCUUCAAGGAUGCAGAACAUACAUAUUUCGGGCAUCCCACUCUCUUGUCUCUACGUACUUCAUUGAUUCUCCAUCUUCAGCACAAUACUGACGCUGUCAUUCACACUGAAUUUUCCAACUUUUUAGAAAAGAAGUGGCAAGAUUUCUUGGAAGAAUGCUACCCUUAUUUUAUAAUAAUCUCUGAUGAUGGACUGACUGAACUACAGACAGGCUUUCUCAAUUUCUUUAUCAUUCAUGCCUUGUCAAAAAGAAUCAAUGUUGUCCUUACUUCUGGACAAGAAUCAGAUGUUAUCAGAGUUUAUGGAUAUCAUAUCCAUGGCUUACACAAGCACAAGGAAUUUUUCUCUCAGCAUCAAGUAGAAAUUCAGCAUGCUUUCCAAAGACUGGUUAAAGAUUUGGAGGAAUCCAGUACAGCAGCAUUACUUUCUCUAACUGGACAUUCAAGCAUGAAGGAUAUGGAAAAAGAGGUUUCUAACAUGUUAUCCCAGCUCAAGUAUGAUUGUCCAGAAGUAUCUGAUAUUCGACACAUUGUCUGCAUUGUCACAUGUGCACUGGAUUUGAGAAUGUGCAGUAGGUUACAAAAGAAACACCGGGAUACCAUAUCAAAAGAGGAGAAGAGUAGGGAAACACCACCAAAAGAAGCAGAAGACCUAAUCAGGAUGUAUUGCCUCAGUGUGGCUUUUCUUUUCCAUGUACCUCUUUCACAACGAGCUCGGGUUAGAUUAAUCAGUAACCACUGGAGUAAACAAGCUUCCACAUUUAUACAAAUGCAUAAAGUUUGUGAAUUUUUUCUUCUAAAACACUUGACAACUGAAAAUCUACGGAAAGUGGGUUUCACUCACUUGCCUGAUUUAAGUGAUGAUCUUUUGUGGAAGAAUGUUGCAUAUUACUAUGAAGUAGAAAAUAAGCAAGGCUUAAACUUGGAUAUGGGAGAAAAAAUUAAGAAAGAGUAUGAGUAUAUGUGGAGUGUCAUAUCAAAACUAGCUGGAAAUGAUGAUGGAAACUCUUUGCCUCUGAGGAGAACGUCUACAUCUUUUCUUGAAAAGAGAGCUUCACCAGCUAGAGAAUCCAAGAAGAUUCCUAAUCUAGGGCUUAUACCCAUGACAUCCACGAUGGUGGAAAAAUUUGCUGGAGAUAUUUUAAGUAGCCUACCAUUUUUAAAAAGUGAUGACUCUGCUGUUACUUCACUCAUUAAACAAAAAGAAUUUGAUGAACUUCGACACUGGCAUUCAGGAAAGCUUCUUAGUGAUGAUUAUGACAGAACAAAGUCCAGUUCUCAAGCAAUGUGCAAAGAUCCAUGGGCCCUUCGAAAUAAUCAAAAGUUGCAGUCUUUUCUACGCUUUUAUGGAUCAUCACUGGAAGGCAACAUUUCAAAAACAAUUGUAACCCAAUUGGAUACUCCAAAGAAGGCUUAUUCUGGCACGAAGAACCACAAAAAAAAUCAUAAGACUAAAGCAGAAAUAAUUAUUGAGGAAAACCAAAAAAGAAUGAAAGCUGAAGAAGAAAGAAAAGAACAGAAACAAUGGGAUGCUCUUGCCAUUGAAAAGCUAAUACAAGAGAAUUUUAACUCUGGAAUAAGUAAACUAGAGGAUUUUCUGAAGAAGUGUCAAAGCACUUCUGUGAAAUGUACUGCAGAAAUGACAGUACUUAAUACUUGCUUUGAACUGUGGCUAGAACAAUGCAAAGACCAAGGAAAGAGAGUAAAAGAUAUAAAUAUAGCUGUUGAAGUAAUGAAAAGAACACAUUCCUUGCUGGAAAAAUGUAAAAAUGUAUUGGAGAAGACAGAUUAUCAAAAGAUUGUAAGAUGCCUUAGAUACUUUGGAUUUGACAAUUUAGCAUCUACUUUGGAUUCUUCCCAGAUUUCAGAGGAUGACAGAAAAGAGAAGGCAAAGAUUUCUAAGUAUGCUGUUGGCAUGGGAGCAGCUCGGUUUCAGCUACAGUACAUGGGUCAUUGCCUAUUACGAGACGAGAGAACAGAUCGAGAUCCCAGGGUCCAGCAUUUUAUUCCAGAUACAUGGCAGCGAGACCUUCUUGACAUUGUAGAUAACAAUGAAUCUGCAGUGAUUGUAGCCCCUACCUCAUCAGGGAAGACAUAUGCCUCUUACUACUGUAUGGAGAAAAUCUUGAAAGAAAGUAAUGAAGGGGUGGUUGUGUAUGUUGCUCCAACAAAGGCUCUUGUUAACCAAGUGUGGGCAACUGUGUAUAAUCGAUUUAACAAGACACUGCCUGAUGGCUUGGUAGUAUGUGGGGUCUUCACGAGAGAUUACCGCCAUGAUGCUCUGAACUGUCAGGUACUAGUGACCGUGCCCCAGUGCUUAGAAAUCCUGCUGCUGUCACCUCACCGCCAGCAAUGGGCCAACAGGAUCAGAUAUGUUAUAUUUGAUGAGGUCCAUUGUCUUGGUGGUGAAAUUGGAGCAGAAGUUUGGGAGCACCUUCUAGUUGUGAUUCGAUGUCCAUUUUUGGCUCUCUCUGCAACUAUCAGCAAUCCAAAACAUCUUACUGAGUGGCUACAGUCAGUAAAAAGGUACUGGCAGCAUGUUGAAAGUGUAAGAAAAGAAAGCCCUGGUUCUUCUGCAACUACCAAGAAAGGCACUAUAAAACAAAAACAUAUCAAGACAGUAAAUGAAUCAUAUAAAGUUAAAUUGGUGCUUUAUGGAGAAAGAUACAAUGAUUUGGAAAAAUAUGUGUGUUCCCUAGAGAAGCAUGACUUCAGAAUUCAUCACUAUCACCCAUGUGCUGCACUAACUGUGGAUCAUAUAGAUAAAUAUGGCUUUCCUCCAGACCUGGCUUUUUCUCCGCGAGAAAGUAUUUUGCUGUAUGACACCAUGGUACAAGUCUGGAAAAACUGGCCAAGAGCUGAUGAGCUAGAUCCUGAGAAAUUUAAACAUUUUAAAAAUAAAAUAGUAAUCACAAAAGCAGAUGCAAGGAAAUAUGAAGAAGAAUUGAAGAAAGAGUUAAAAAAUUGGAUUGUACAUGACAGCAAAAUGAAGGCUAACCGUGUGCUGCAGUUACUCAAACCCCGUCCGGCCUAUUGUUCAGAAAAAAAAAUGAAGGACAAUUUCCCAUGUUUUGUUGAAAAACUAAGACAAAUGGAUAAACUGCCUGCACUGUUUUUUCUAUUCGACAUUAAAAAUGUGGAAAAAUGGGCUGAAAAUGUAAAAAACUGUCUGGAAGAGAAGCAAAGGAGUAAACAAAUAGCAAAAACUGAAAAGCAAAUAUAUUUGUUAACAAACAAAUUGAAAAAAAUUGAAAAGUCCAUGCAGAAGAAGCAGACCGUUGGCAUGAAAACUACAUCAAAUAAAACUGAUAAAAUGAUACUUGAGGAGGCUGGGCAUGGAAAUUUGAUGGAAAAACUUGGGAAGAUUACGGAAAUCCCCCCAGACUGCACCUAUGCAAAUAGCCAAGCUAUUGAUACAGAGACUUUGCAGAAAGUGCUUGAUCGAAUAAAGUUCAUGAAAACAAAUACAUCACUGAAAACACUGGCAAUGAGAGGAAUUGGAUAUCAUCAUGCUUCUGUGUCAUACAAAGGAAGACAGUUUGUUGAGAUGCUCUUCAGGAUGGGAUUUAUCCAGGUGGUUACAGCUACUGGAACACUGGCUUUAGGAAUCAACAUGCCAUGUAAAUCAGUUGUCUUCACACAGAAUUCUGUGUAUUUGGAUGCUCUGAAUUAUAGACAGAUGUCUGGACGUGCUGGACGACGUGGUCAAGACUUGCUGGGAAAUGUGUUUUUCUAUGACAUUCCACUACCAAAAGUAGACAAGCUUAUAAAAUCCAAUGUACCCCAGCUGAGAGGCCAGUUCCCAUUGAGUAUUUCCCUGAUACUGAGACUUAUGCUGUUGGCUGCAAAAGCUGACGACAAAGAAGAUGCAAAAGCAAAGGUUUUGUCAGUGUUGAAGCAUUCACUUCUCUCCUUCAACAAGCCAAGAAUUGUGGACAUGUUAAAGCUCUACUUUUUAUUUUCUUUGCAAUUUCUUAUCAAGGAGGGAUAUUUGGAUCAAAAAGGCAAUACUAUGGGAUUUGCUGGACUUGUAACCCACCUGCAUUAUCAUGAACCUUCCAAUCUUGUCUUAGUCAGCUUUCUUGUGAAGGGCUUGUUUCACAAACUGUGUCAGCCAACUAGGAAAGGUUCAAAGACAUUUUCCCAAGAGGUAAUGGAACAGCUAGUGCUAGUACUGGCAAAUCUGUUUGGAAGAAAAUAUAUCCCAGCCAGUAUUAUGAAAUCUAAACCGAAGUUUUACCAGUCAAAGGUCUUCCUCGAAGAUCUCCCAGAAGACUUUGCUGUUGCAUUAGAGGAGUACAACAGCAAAAUAGGGGAGAAUUUUGGCCAUUUUUUAUUGAUGAUUUCCAAGAUGGCUGAUAUGAAACAAGAAUACCAACUACCUCUUUCAAAAAUUGAUUUUUCAGGUGAAGAAUGCAAUGACUCUAACCUGGCAUCUCACCUGAUGAGUUGUAAUGAGGGAAGAACAGCUGUUUCACCUUUUGCAUGCCUCUCUGGAAAUAUGGAUAGUGAUUUACUUCAUGCAGAGACUGUCAACAAUCUUAUAUUUCGUACCCUUGGUAUUACUUCUGGAAAUAUUCCCGUGCUUUGUUUAAAAAAAUUGGAUAAUCGAGGAAAAAUAAUGCCACUUAAUGCUUAUGCACUUGACUUCUAUAAACAUGGUUCUUUGACAGCAAUGGCACAAGAUAAUGGUAUACAUAAAGGAGAAGCUUAUCUUCUGCUGAAAGACUUUACACUCACUAUUAAAGCUAUCAGUGUUUCUCUAAGUGAACUCUGUGAUGAUGAGGAAGACAAUGUUGUGCAGGCAUUUAACCAACUCAGUUACAGUUAUGGGGCAAAACUGGAAAAAGUCUAAGGCUAAAGACGUAAAAUCAUCUAUGUGCUGAAGCAAAAACAAAAUUCUAAAACUUUUUUCUCAUUUGUUAUAACUUGGAAAAAAAUUUUCACAACUGUUUUAGAAUAGUAAUUUAAAUUAGUUUUAAUAACAAAGUUUUAAAUGUGUCAGCAAUUUAAUUCCUCAGCAGCUCAGUUUUAUUUCCUAUUUUACUGGCACAGAUAUAAGAUGUGUUGAUUUUACAGAUUUUUGUGACAGUUAUGGUACUCCUGGCUCUACUGUGCAUAGCAAACCAUUUGGCCAUGCUAGAGCUUUUUUAUUCUCUGACUGACAAUAGGUCUAGAUUCAGAUCCUCAAAAUUAUUUAGAUGCCUAACUCCCAGGCUUUGUCUACACUGCAAGGUUUUUGUGCAAGAAACUUUUUGCAGAAGAGAUCUUCCACAAAAACUUCUUGCACAAAAG
This is a messenger RNA of Pelodiscus sinensis (Chinese soft-shelled turtle), 5985 nucleotides long. The record is from RefSeq and is a predicted model, not a curated record. Lineage: Eukaryota; Metazoa; Chordata; Testudines; Trionychidae.